Messenger RNA from Filobasidium floriforme, 2409 nucleotides. RefSeq lists its product as uncharacterized. Bases 1 to 2409 code for a protein of 802 amino acids. The transcript has 3 exons. The record is from RefSeq and is a predicted model, not a curated record. Lineage: Eukaryota; Fungi; Basidiomycota; Tremellomycetes; Filobasidiales; Filobasidiaceae.
AUGACCGGCCCUGCCAGGACGAACUCGGGGUCCAGUGCAUACAGUCCUUAUGGCCGACGAACCGGUGGACGGGACCACACAGCCGCUCCAGCGUUCCAGUUCCCUCCGGCGUUUCUUCCAUUGUCGACUGUACAUGAACGCUCCUCGCCUGUUAGCACGCAACAGCAGUAUCGUCCGGCUGCAUCAGGACGUACCCGAGAACCAUCCGCCAACCCUGAACAAAAUCAAGCUCGUCCCCGAUAUUCCUCUGUGAAUUAUAACUCGUCUCCUCCGCCCAGCAGUCCAUCUCCAUCCACAGGACUCACCCUUCCCGACUCCUUUAUACCUCAAGCCAGCGCUUUCUCCUCAGUCUCAUCCUCUGUCCCUCGUGAUCAACGUCAAACCUUGCAGCAACUUCAAUCCCUCCAGGCUACCAACGAGAUCUACGCCAGGGAUAUCCGUGCAAUUGGGGAGCGACUAGUAGCGGCAGAAGCGUUGAUCGAGGGGUUGGCUAAGCGGGUGACAGAGCAGGACGGGAUCAUUGGAGAAGGCGAAGAGACUAUCAAGGAUUUGAAAGCGAGAGUAGAGGAGCUCGAGGACGUGAAAGAGAGCAGCCAGUAUGUUGAGGAGAUGGGACAUCAGGUCGAGCCGGGCGGAGAAGGACGACGCUGCUUGAAGAUAUUUAUCAAGUCAGCGAUCAAGGUCCUGCAUGGAUGCGAGGCUCCGGUACUUCCACCUCUUCCCGGCCAAACGAUGCCGCUCCUCACGACAGCAAGCGGAGACUCCGGCUCAGUCGAAGCUAUGAGGUGGGACUACACGAAGAAGUUCAGAGACAAGGCCAACGCUAUCCAAACUCAGCGAUUACUCGAGUUUGUGGAGAAGAGGCCGGGUGACGUACCUCUCCCCAACGACUGCCCUCGCGACAGCAUUCCUGCCUAUGACAUCAACACCAACGUCUACGUCGACUGUAUCCGGGAGGUCUUCACGGCCUAUCGCAAAUCACUCGCCAACGCCGUCUGUAAGACAUGGGAAUCUGAGACGAAGGAGCUGGUAGAGUCGGCGAUCGCAACGCUAGAGACAUCUUUGGCCGGGCCCGAUCCAAGUGGUGACCCUGGGGAUGUGACGAGAUGGAAGGCUUAUGUCAGCGAGAUCAAUAAGAUGAUUGCGGCGGAGCAGACAGAUGAGAAGGGGAACGUUCGUUCAAAACUUGUUGUGCUUGCUAGACAAAUCAAAGGGAAACGUAUGCACACACGCUUUCACGGACCGGAGUACGCCUCUCUCGAUGAGAUUCACGGUCUGCCUGCUCCCAUUCCGGUGAAGAGCGCGGAGGGAGCGAGAGAGUGGUAUUGGCCUGACAUGCCAAGCGUUUUCUCGGCAGAGUACGGCGCUGUGUUUGACGAGAUCUAUGGGACUCGGGACCCGUUAGUGAAGAACCAGACCGAGAUCGCUACGGAAUCGCCCGCCGACUUUACCUUCCCGACCUAUCAACAUUACUUUGCGACUACUGCUCCGAAGCUCCACGAGAACCCCCAACGCUGGAUGUUCCGCCGGGAGUGGUUGGCCACCGUACCUCACGAUAUUCAGGAGCUGCGUAUCGUCCCCGUAGACCAGCCUAUGAGCCCGGACGAUGUCAAGCAGACGCCAUGGUAUCUCAACCACCCUCAGCGGCUGGGAAGAAGCGUCACGGCGGCGUCAUCCAAAAAGAAGGGGAAAGCGAGCGGGAAGAAGCCAGCUGUGAAGAUUGCCGCCUCCCCGGCUCCGUUUGCUAGAUCUUCCCAGGCAUCCGUGGAACCACUUAGCGGCCCUUCGCAAUCCCAGGCUGGAUCCUCGACUGAGGUAGAGUCUCAGAUCUCGGCGCCCAAGGAGACCACACGGAUCAUGAAAGGACGCACUGGCGCCGCGUCGAGCUCCGUGACUCCGCGAUCGGGCCUCGCUGGGUAUUCCCAACCUGCCUCGCAGUCUAGUCAGACCCCUUUCGUCGCUAGGCAGCCGCAAAUCACCGACCAUCUAUACCAGACUCGCCCUUCCGUCGCAGGGUCUGUUUCAGGGAGCAGCCAAAGCAAGCACAGUCAGCAAAUGGUGCUGGAUCCUACGCUGGGUGGAUCGACCUACAACAGACACAGUCUGCGCAGCUCAACCCAAGAACCGACUCACAGCAACCCCUCGCAUUUCGGACAUCAUUCAACCGGCUUCGUUCCACCCAUGCGAGUCGAAGCGUCGGCUGCAACUACAAGCUUCCCUGGAGGAUCGAACGCAGGGUUGCAGACCACUCUCUAUCAAGGCUCACCAGGUCUAGGCCGCACUUCAGACCCGAACGUCGGCGGGUCAGCGGUAGGAUCAGGCAGCCAGGAGUCGAUACGAGAAUACGAUACCCCGGUCGACACGCGGUACCGCUACCCUUCCGAUUCUCCUGGAAACGGCCUCUGCUAA